This is a messenger RNA of Brassica napus (rape), 1736 nucleotides long. Its product is annotated as pinoresinol reductase 1-like. The record is from RefSeq and is a predicted model, not a curated record. Bases 1143 to 1664 code for a protein of 173 amino acids. NCBI's taxonomy places the organism in Eukaryota, Viridiplantae, Streptophyta, Magnoliopsida, Brassicales, Brassicaceae. The transcript is spliced from 3 exons.
CAACUCAAACACAGUGAAUUUUUCGCAAACACUCUCGAUAAGUCUGUCUAGUCUAGUCAGGAUUAGAAUAAGUAUAGUUUUUUAGAGUCUAUCGAGUCUGCAUUUAGUCUGCAUAUGUUUAGAAGAGUCAUUUCUAUUCAUGUGGGGGAUUGUUGGAUCAAUUAUUAAUAAAGCCCAUGGCUUAUUUAAAUAAUUGUGAACUGAUGAAAAGAAAUGGGCCUCAGCCUUGUUUCUAGUAAAUGAAGAGGGAGUAACAAAGUCCCACAUCGGGGAAGAGGAACAAAAGUGUGAUGUUUAUAUAUGGGAUAACACACUCACUUGUUUAAACGAGUCAGAGAAGGAAGAGACUCCCCACGCGCGCGCCGCCGCCGCCGUCCGGCCGGCUCGGCUCGGCGUGGGCGUGGGCGUGGGCUUGGGCUUGGGCUUGGGCUUGGGCUUGGGCUUGGGCUUGGGCUUGGGUGGAGGGCCUUUGGCCCGAUAAGAAUUAUUCUUUUUGGACCAAGUUAAGCUCAACAUCUUGUCAUUUAAAAUCUCAAAAAACAACAUGCAUUUUAUUUGAAACGACAAGCAGUUUGUCUAUAAAAUAAAAACGUCAUGCAGUUCAUCCUCUCGAGAUAUUUAAACGAGAUAAGAGAGAGAGAGAGAGCGAGUCUUGGGGAAUAAGUUUGUAACUUAAACUUCCCGAGAUCUUUGCCAAAUCCCCACUAACGAGCGCACGUUAUGCAACAGUUACGGGAAGUCGCUCCUCGUCCAUCUCUUUAAAUACAACUCGUCUCUCUUCUCAUUUCCUUAACUUUUUCGAGAUCAAAAAUCCAACAGCAAAAAUCCCUCUGCGUAAGUCUAUAUUGCGAGAGUGUUUCGUAGAGUUAUAGUUCGAUAGGGCGAUCACGAGUGAGGCGUUAUUCGUCUGCCAUGGUUUUAUCCUGGGACUCUAUAUUCGUACAGUUCCGUCUCACUAACGGAGCGAAUAUUUUGAGUUAAGGAAAGAGAUCAUAUCUCGACUCCAUGUCUCUUCGCGAAUACGAUUUCUUAUCGUUCUUGUAUUCGCUUUAUACAUUCGUAUAUUUUCCUUAACAUCGCUUUUAUUCUAUCGUUUUAUAUCAGUCCGGUUUUCCGGCUUAUACAAAACGUUCGACCAAAAAAUGGAAGUUCGUCAGGCUAUUGAAGCUGCCGGAAUACCUUACACUUACGUUGUUGGCGCUUGCUUCGCCGCAUAUUUUACUGGAAACCUAUCUCAGAUGGAAACGUUACUCCCUCCAAAAAAAGAAGUUAAUAUAUACGGAGAUGGUAAUGUAAAAGUGGUGUUUGCGGAUGAAGAUGAUAUUGCGAACUACACUUCCAAAACUCUAAACGACCCACGAACUUUGAACAAAACCGUGUAUGUCAGGCCUCCGAAUAACGUUCUCACGCAUAUUGAAUUAGUUCAGAUUUGGGAAAACCUAACCGGAAAUGAAUUGGAGAAAACCAAUAUUACUGCAAAAGACUUCCUUUCCAACAUUGAACACAUGGAGAUUCCACAGCAAGCGGGGCUAGGACAUUUUUAUCAUAUUUUCUAUGAAGGAUGUCUCACUGAUCAUGAAGUGGGAGAAGAUGAAGAAGCAUCAAGUCUCUAUCCGGAUGUGAAAUACAAGCGCAUGGAUGAUUACUUAAGAAUGUUCCUCUGAUAAUAUUUUGGUUAUAUCAGCACAUCUAUGAUAAUGUAUGCAUAUCAUAAGUUUGAAAUAUUUAUUCACAUU